Carassius auratus (goldfish) is the source of this 1046-nucleotide messenger RNA. RefSeq lists its product as uncharacterized. Lineage: Eukaryota; Metazoa; Chordata; Actinopteri; Cypriniformes; Cyprinidae. The record is from RefSeq and is a predicted model, not a curated record. Gene Ontology annotation, biological process: negative regulation of T cell proliferation; T cell costimulation; positive regulation of T cell proliferation. The coding region runs from base 239 to 979 and encodes 246 amino acids. The transcript has 4 exons. Gene Ontology annotation, cellular component: external side of plasma membrane.
CAUAUCAAUGUUGCCCUCAUAAAUAACUGUAAACAACCUGGAAAGUUAGAUACUGAUACAUUCCUUUAGGUUGCUUGUACAUUAAUUUGAAUCCCUCUAUGUAUGUAUUUUCUUAUCACAGUGGCAUUGCCUACUGGUGAUUCAAGGGCAUCUAUGACGUCAUCAAAUAAAAGAGGAAAACACCACAAGUGUCUUUCAUUCUGCUUUCACCCACAGAGACAGAAGCCCAGAGAAAAUCAUGCUGAGAGGAUUGAUUAGUUUCAGUGUCUUAAUGAUUGUCACUGAAGGAGCAUCAGUGAAAGUUCAUCCAGGAGGAAACACAACACUUCCCUGUAGCAUUAAAAACGAUAAAGAGAUUACCUGGAUCAUCACAAAUGGAAACCAAACAUUUGUCAGAAUUCUAAGACUAGAAUAUGUAUAUGGUUCAGAACCUAAACCAGAGCCCUCCAAUAUUCACCCCAGUUACGCAGGUCGGAUAAGAGCUCUCAGUUCAUCCACAAACACUCACUCUCUGCUUCUGAUGAAUAUCACUGACACUGAUCUCAUGCUCUACUGCUGCACUGACUAUAAGAUUGAGCAAACUCACUGCACAAAACUAGACUAUGAAGAGCAGCAGAAUGGUAUUGGUAAAUAUAUUAGCACGACAGUAUUGCUGCCUGUGAUCUGUGCACUUCUAUUACUCUCCCUGAUGUCAAAUGUGUGCAUGUGCUGGAAAAUAAAAAGACAAAAAAAAGAAAACUUACAGGAAUCAAAGACAUCAUAUAAAAGUACACAGGAUGAGCAGGUAUUCACCUUUAAGAUUUCUAAAGAAGUUAAAUUAUUGAUUUGGCUAGCAAAUGGAAAUGUACAUUUACAUCUACUGUUUCAGGAGAAUGAAGCUGAUGGAAUUUCAUAUGCAUCUGUGAAUAUAAAUAGAACGGAAAGAAACAGAGGACAACAUCAUCUCACACAGGACACAGUAUAUGCACGCAUUAAGUGAAAAUAAAUGCAUUUCUAAAAUCUAGAAUGUCUGCCUUCAUUUUGUAUAAGAUAAAUAAAAACUGCAU